This is a messenger RNA of Melopsittacus undulatus (budgerigar), 1680 nucleotides long. RefSeq names its product protein phosphatase 2C like domain containing 1 (gene PP2D1). The record is from RefSeq and is a predicted model, not a curated record. NCBI's taxonomy places the organism in Eukaryota, Metazoa, Chordata, Aves, Psittaciformes, Psittaculidae.
AUGUCGGCGGCGCUCGGGAACGGCGGCCGGUACAGAGCAGCCCCAGGGGCUGCGGGGAAAGUCGCCCUAGAAAGAGGCGGCACCGGCGGCGCUCCAGAGGGCCGAUCUCAGGACAAAACAAACCCACCUGAUUUUGAACUUUGUGGAGAUGAGGAAGAUGACCUGGAGAAGGUCACAAUUGUAUCUGAGAAUAACUCCAAGCACAUUUAGGUUUCUUGCUCUGCAUAUCAUAGAAUCAUCAUCCCAUACCACCUUCUUUAUCAUAAAAGAACCUACAAAGCCCUAAUUUUACUAGACUUUGAUACCUUGAAGACUGACAACAAAAAUCUUUUGGCUUAGAGCCACAAACUAAUUUCAAAAUUGACCCAGAUUCCUAAAUUGAGACACAUUAAGCAGAAGAUUGUUUAUUCAUUUGAAUUCUUUAUGGAUAACCAUACUCCCACAUCAUAUUGUGAUCUUGCUAAUAUUAACAAUCCUGGUACUUUUAAAAAAAUAAAUAAUUCUUUAAUAAAUGCAUUAUCUAUCUGCUAAGACAGAAACUCCACAUGACAGGGAGAUAAGGAAGGCAGGUUUGUUGGGCUUGACACCUGUGGAUAUAGGUGAUGUUUUGGGGGGUUAGUUGAUAGCUUUCAUGGUGUGGCAGCUGCAACAAUUGCAGCAAAGCUUCCACUUUUACUUCUUGACCAGCUUUCUCCAGUGGCUUCCUCCUGAAAGGAUAAAUGGCAAGUUCUAGAUUCUUGUGCCACACUGAUCAGGGCAGCUUAGCGAGAAAGAUUUUUCUCUGAUAAACUAGGCAAUGACAAGACCCAUAUUGUGGAAUGGAUCCACAAAGCAUAUGCCAGCAAGCCCUUUCGGAGAAUGCAUAGACUUUUACCACUGGGAAGGAAUGAGGUUUCCAAAGUUUGCUGUAGUGGCUGUUCAGCAGUUACCUGCUUGGCAGCAGGAAUCCCCAGCAAAGAGACAGAUGGCACUGAGGAAGAAGAAAGAAGACACUUUGAAAACAACACACAGCCCAUUAGCCAGGACAGUCAAAGGUGUUGCAGGGUUACGAAACCUGAUCCAGAACUGUCUCUUUUCAGUAAGAGUGAAGUAAAUUCAUGGAACAGAGAUACAAACCAGCUCGAUUCUAGCACACAAAGUGGUUCUGAAGAACUGAAACAGUUUGAGGACAGAGAAGUUCACCCGUGUAACAGUUUUCAGCCACAGUCAUAGGCUGCAGAGCAAGAAACAGACACCAAUGCUUUUUGUGCAACAGGUCAAAGUUGCACCCAUAAACAGCUGCAAGAGAACAUACUGGCAAUAGAGUCUAAAGACAUGAACCAGCCCCCCAAGGAUACAAAAGCACACCUAUCUAAUUAGGACUCAGGUCCACAACUGGCAGAAAAAAUGGACUCCAAGAUAUUUUGUGACAAACCUGCAAGGCCAAAGCUGCUAGUGACUGUAUCACCAGUGGGUUUUAGACCACCACCACAGUUUGAAGAGGACACAAAUACAUGCCUGCCUAAUUGCAAAUCACAAACUGCAGGAAGAGGCACCUCUGAGACACUCUAUGACAAUGCAGGAAGCUACAUUAGUGACCAACUGGUGAAGAGUGCAGUAGCUGCAGGUUCAAGAUAUAUUACUAUUUUGAUGGUAGUUCUAAAUGGGUGUGAUAAGAUACUCAAUUACCUCAGCACUUAG